GGGCGCGACGCCCCGCGCCGGGACUACUGCUCCCAGAAGGUCGCGCGCCGGCCUCCGCCAGUCAGGUGGGCGCCAGGCCCUGGCGGUGGCGAAAGUGCCGGCGGAGCCGGAGACCCGCUCCCAGAGACGCCGCCUCGCGAUCACCGCGCGGGCGGGACCGGGCGGUCGGCGUCAUGACCCUGUUUCACUUCGGGAACUGCUUCGCUCUUGCCUACUUCCCCUACUUCAUCACCUACAAGUGCAGCGGCCUGUCCGAGUACAACGCCUUCUGGAAAUGCGUCCAGGCUGGAGUCACCUACCUCUUUGUCCAACUCUGCAAGAUGCUGUUCUUGGCCACUUUCUUUCCCACCUGGGAAGGCGGCAUCUAUGACUUCAUUGGGGAGUUCAUGAAGGCCAGCGUGGAUGUGGCAGACCUGAUAGGUCUAAACCUUGUCAUGUCCCGGAAUGCCGGCAAGGGGGAGUACAAGAUCAUGGUUGCUGCCCUGGGCUGGGCCACCGCCGAGCUUAUUAUGUCCCGCUGCAUUCCCCUAUGGGUCGGAGCCCGGGGCAUUGAGUUUGACUGGAAGUACAUCCAGAUGAGCAUAGACUCCAACAUCAGUCUGGUCCAUUACAUCGUCGCGUCUGCUCAGGUCUGGAUGAUAACACGCUAUGAUCUGUACCACACCUUCCGGCCAGCUGUCCUCCUGCUGAUGUUCCUCAGUGUCUACAAGGCCUUCGUUAUGGAGACCUUCGUCCACCUCUGCUCGCUGGGCAGCUGGACAGCCCUACUGGCCCGAGCAGUGGUAACGGGGCUGCUGGCCCUCAGCACUUUGGCCCUGUAUGUCGCCGUUGUCAAUGUGCACUCCUAGGCUUGGUGUCUCAGAUGUUGAUGUACCUUUUCCCUGCCUCGCUCCAGGUUUUAGUGAAGUAAACAGUAUUUGGAAAGUU
Messenger RNA from Symphalangus syndactylus (siamang), 927 nucleotides. RefSeq names its product transmembrane protein 147 (gene TMEM147). The record is from RefSeq and is a predicted model, not a curated record. Lineage: Eukaryota; Metazoa; Chordata; Mammalia; Primates; Hylobatidae.